AAUAAAAUAAUUGUGAGCUUCCCUUCGUUCUUCCGGUUAUGUAUGUUGUUGAAAAGAAAAGACGAAUGCCUGGGGAAAACAAAACACUACGAAUACGGAUAGUGAAAGAUGAGUUCUCAGCCAUUUUCUACAGCUGGAAUGCCUGCUCAGAGUAAUCCUGGUGGAAAGCCGGUCUCCAUCAAUCAGUCAUCCAAACAGCCAGCAGGACCAGGUGAGGACAGUAGUGGUGAUGUGGACCACCAUGGUCCAAAGGACCAUCCAGCCAGCAGCAGGGGAGGAGAAGAAGCCCUGUUGUUCAGAGAAGACAAGCAGGAGACUGGAGUGGUCAGACCCUACCCCCAGGUCCCGGUUCAGACCCACAGCCUGCAGUCCCUGGUCCCAGCUCUGUCCCAGCAGGUGCCCAACAAGGCAGGUACACCUGGUCAACCUGUCACCGUCUUCAACCCUCCUGUCCAACUACUGCAGGCCCAGCCUGCUGCCCUCGUCGACGGGCAAAUUAAGGCUGCCCUGAAAUCGCUGCUACCCAGUCGUCUCAUCGCCCCAGCUCCAGCCUCCAGCCAGGGCCAGGGGGGUCACAUCCCUCUCCCUCUGCCUCCCAAGGUGCAGCCUGCCCUGCUUGGCCACAUCACUGUCACCCUGGAGAGCCACAUCGCUCCCACCUCCUCCAUCCCAGUGGCAACCAUCAGUGGACAACAGGGCCACUCCAGUAAUCGGCAUCACCUCGUGCCAGCUAAUAUCCAGAUAAUUAGGUCUCCUUCUGUUCCUCAACACACAUUCACCUCUCACCUACCAAGAGGGGCGGUGGCUGCAGCAGUGAUGUCCAGCUGUAAAGGGCCUGCUGUUCUCAGACCAGCAUCAGGGGCCAGUGCAGGCCCCAUUCAGCACACUGUACAUCACGUCAACCACCAGUCUAUCCAGUCCCGUUCCCCUGUCACCAGCUCUACAGCAGUGGUCCCCAUAUCAGCCACCCGGAACCAGUCCCCUGUCAUCAACCCAACGUUCACCCAGUCUGCAGAGGUGCUGCAUGGACAUCCAGGGCUGACCAUCCACCCUCCUCCUGCCACCAUCAGUAUCCAACGUCCCCAGGGGACCAGGGACACAGCCACUCGCAUCACCCUGCCCUCCCACCCUGCUAUAGGGGGGCAGAAACCCCAGCCCCCCCACACCAUGACACAGAAAUCCAUCUUCUGUUCUGGGACUCCGGUUGCUGCUGCAACGGUGGCACCUAUUCUAACCACCACCACCACUACUGGCCCAGGCACCACCACUACAGGCACUGCGCCACACACCCAGAUGACCAGCAGUACUAUCGUCACCAUGACGAUGCCCACACACUCCUCCCACACCACAGCACUGACCACCUCUACCAUCCCAGUUGCUAAAGUGGUACCUCAGCCCAUAGCCCACACCUCCCCCCGUGUCCAGUCAGACUACCUUGGAGAGAGGACCAACCUGAUCCAGCCUAUAGCCCACACCUCCCCCCAUGUCCAAUCAGACUACCAGCCCAUAGCUCACACCUCCCCCCGUGUCCAAUCAGACUAUCCUGUAGAGAGGACCAACUUGAUCUCCAUCUCUGGCAACCGCUCCUCUCCUAACCCUGUCACCAUCGAGGCCAGGAGUGACAGGCCGCCUGUACCAGUGCACUUCCAGUACUUCCUGCCUACUUUUUCCUCUUCACCUUACCCCCGGACACACACCUACACCCCCAUCACCAGCUCCGUGUCCACCAUCAGACAGUACCCAGUGACGCCCCAGACCCCGAGCUCUGCUCUGCCCAGCCAGCCUGCUGUGGCCGUGGCCACUACUGUUCACCUCAACCCCAUGCAGCUGAUGGCCGUGGACAGGAUUGGUCUACAGUCUGCACAAAUCAGCACCCAGGGAAUCCAGCCUCAACCAAUUGGAGCCCAGGGCAUCCAGCCUGCACCAAUGGGAGUGCAGGGGUUACAUAGCUCCGGUCCAAUCGGCACACAGGGGAUUCAGCAGGCAACAAUCGCAGGGCAGCAGCCUGAGGCCAAACCAUCUGGGAUGGUAUUGGCUGACGGCAGUACGUUUGUAGCUGCUCCUAUGGGCAGCCCGUUUGGCGCCGCACAGCCCGUUGCUACCAUGGUACAGACACACCCCCAGGGCGGAGUAGGAGGCGGAGGGCCCACUUUGGUCUCUUCCCCUCGACCCAGCAUCCUCCGCAAGAAGCCAGCCAAUGAGGGGUGAGUCAAUCAGUCGAUCAAUCAAUCUGGGCCUGGUGAGGCUAACAGCAGCAGAGUGGAGGGAGGAGUGAGAGGAGCAGGACCACCUAGACCUGCAGGAGUGAAGCCUAAAGCAGAGGGUCACAUGACCAUGUUGGCUCCUCCAGUCCUAGUCAUGGCUGCAGUGGAGUCUCUACCCUCCCAGGGAGGAGUGGAGCAGCAGGCGGUCUCCUCCCCAGCCCAGGCUAUCCCCUCCAACCUGCUGGCCCCCCGUGGUCCUCCACCCCCCUCCCAGCCCAGCUCCAAUACCCACCUCUCUGCCCUGUCGGCCGCCAUGGCCGUGACACCCCCUGGCCCCGCCUCCAUGGCCAAUACUGUCGCCUCCCCCACCCAGCCCGCAGCCAGUAGCACGGCAGCAUGCAGCGGAGGUUCCGCCCACACAGAGGUCAAAAUCAAGCAGGAGGUGGAGUCUAUGGAGAUGUAUCAACCAGUGCCCCAGCCCUCGGCGAACUCAGGCCUCAUCACCCAGCCCCGCCAGGCCGGGUCCCCCCACGGGACCCCCUCCUCAGGGGACCUGGUUCCUGGUGCCUCCCCCAGGAAGAAGCCCCGCAAACAGCAGCACGUCAUUUCCACAGAAGAGACUGAAAUGGUGGAGACCAACAGUACAGAUGAGGACAGGGCUAUGGGCCACAGGCCCCUGGGCAGCAGGGCUAAGAGGAGAGAGUCCCCUCCCAGAGAGUAUGUGGAUGAGGAAGGGGUUCGUUACGUCCCUGUCAGGCCGCGCCCACCUGUCACUCUGCUGCGUCACUAUAGGAACCCCUGGAAGGCAGCCUAUCACCACUUCCAGAGGUACAGCGACAUCCGGAUCAAAGAGGAGAAGGAGUCGUUACAGGAAGUGGCCAAUCAGAGAGGAGUAGCACGGCGAGCUCAGGGAUGGAAAAUGCACUUGUGUGUUGCUCAGCUCAUGCAGCUGUCAAACCUGGAGCAUGAUGUGUAUAGCAGACUGACUUCCCUUCAGGAGGGGCUAAUCCCUAAGAAGAGGGCCGGGGUCGACGACGAGCUGCACCGCAUUAACGAACUCAUACAGGGUAACAUGCAGCGUUGUAAGCUAGUGAUGGACCAGGUUACAGAGGCCCGGGACACUAUGAUGAAGGUUCUGGACCACAAAGACAAGGUCCUGAAGCUGCUCAACCAGAACGGAGCUGUCAAAAAGUCUAACAAACUGAAACGUAAGGAUCGGACCUAGCCUGGACUUCCUGUUCCGUCACCAACGUCAUGGAUCUGUUCGUUACAGCAUGCGAUGCGUUUUAAAACGGUUUUGCAACGGAAGAAGAAAAUGUAAACGUUUCUCAGUGGAUAAGUCAAGGGGGUAGUCCCUCCCUGUUUUGUGUUUGUUUUUUUGCUGCUUACGUGCCUAAUGAACACGACCCACCUCUGCCCUGCCCAAACGGGAGGACAGGGUGGAAGAGCUGCUGGGAGCUAGAGGUGGAACUGUUGGUACUAUGACAGCUACUCACCCACACCCUCUUAUCUCUGUCUGAGUACUGAAGCUGGGUGGACAACAUAACUAGAACCCUCCUGUUGCUUCAGUCAGAGCUCACUGUCUGGAGGGAAUCCCUCUAGGAAUAUGUUCUCACUGAAGAAGACUCAACACUCUGUCUUCCAAAUGGCACCCUAUUCCCUUUAUAGUGCACUACUAUUGACUAGAGCCCUAUGGAACCCUAUACCCUACGUAGUGCACUACUUUAGACCAGAGCCCUAUGGAACCCUAUUCCCUAUA
This is a messenger RNA of Oncorhynchus tshawytscha (Chinook salmon), 3963 nucleotides long. RefSeq names its product histone deacetylase complex subunit SAP130-like. Gene Ontology annotation, biological process: negative regulation of transcription by RNA polymerase II. The record is from RefSeq and is a predicted model, not a curated record. The transcript is spliced from 21 exons. NCBI's taxonomy places the organism in Eukaryota, Metazoa, Chordata, Actinopteri, Salmoniformes, Salmonidae. Gene Ontology annotation, cellular component: Sin3-type complex.